Messenger RNA from Miniopterus natalensis, 955 nucleotides. RefSeq names its product olfactory receptor 9G4. The record is from RefSeq and is a predicted model, not a curated record. Gene Ontology annotation, biological process: G protein-coupled receptor signaling pathway. Gene Ontology annotation, molecular function: G protein-coupled receptor activity; olfactory receptor activity. NCBI's taxonomy places the organism in Eukaryota, Metazoa, Chordata, Mammalia, Chiroptera, Miniopteridae. Gene Ontology annotation, cellular component: membrane.
UUUCUUCUCUGUGGACAUGAAAGUGGGGAACUUCACCAUCCUGACUGAGUUCGUCUUGGUGGGCUUGUCGGCAAACCCCCAGUGGCAGCCAAUUCUAUUUGUACUGUUUCUGAUCCUCUACUUAAUAACCUUGUCAGGGAACGUGACCCUGGUUAUCUUAAUUCGUAUUGAUUCCCGCCUGCACACACCUAUGUACUUCUUCAUUGGCAAUCUGUCUUUUUUGGAUUUUUGGUACACCUCUGUGUACACUCCCCAAAUCCUGGCCAGUUGUGUCUCGGAGGAUAAACGCAUUUCCUUGGCUGGGUGUGGAGCCCAGCUGUUCUUCUCCUGUGUUGUAGCCUACACGGAGUGCUAUCUCCUGGCCGCCAUGGCGUAUGACCGCCACAUGGCCAUCUGUAACCCAUUACUUUAUUCCAGCGCCAUGUCCAGCUCCCUGUGUGCUGGACUGGUUGCUGCCUCCUACAUAGGAGGAUUCUUAAACGCCAUAGCCCACACUGCCAACACUUUCCGCCUGAGUUUUUGUGGUAAAAAUAUCAUUGACCACUUCUUCUGUGAUGCACCACCAUUGGUAAAAAUGUCUUGUACAGACACCCAGGUCUACGAAAAAGUCCUCCUGGGUGUGGUGGGCUUCACAGUCCUCUCCAGCAUUCUCACCAUCCUGAUUUCCUAUUUCAACAUCCUUCUUGCUAUUCUGAGGAUCCGCUCGGCCUCUGGGCGGCGCAAGGCCUUCUCCACCUGCGCUUCGCACCUCCUCUCGGUCAUGUUCUUCUAUGGAUCCUUGCUCUUCAUGUAUUCAAGGCCAAGCUCCACCUACUCUCUGGAGAAAGACAAAGUGGCUGCCCUGUUCUACACUGUGGUCAACCCAUUGCUCAACCCUAUCAUCUAUAGCCUGAGAAACAAAGAUGUCAAAGAGGCCUUCUGGAAAGCAACACGGACCAUAAGGCCACAGAGAUGA